GCAAUGCUAACCUGGGAGCACCCAGUUAUGCUUGCAAGCAACACCGCCUCAACGAAAAAGCUAGCCUUCGUUACCACCUUCCUCAUCAUUGUGUUAUGUCCGGUCACAAUGGUCAUGUCUCAGCCGCAGGCGGAUGUUGUGCCACUGCCAGGCUCAGACGCAGAUUGUCUCUUGCGAUUCAAAGACACUUUGGUUAAUGCAUCGUUCAUUAGCAGUUGGGAUCCUUCCAUCUCCCCGUGUAAGCGAAACUCGGAGAAUUGGUUCGGCGUUCUCUGUGUUACCGGUAAUGUCUGGGGCCUACAACUCGAAGGAAUGGGGUUAACCGGGAAGCUAGACCUUGAACCAUUAGCUCCAAUCAAGAAUCUACGAACCUUAAGCUUCAUGAACAACAAAUUUAACGGUUCAAUGCCAUCUGUCAAGAAUCUCGGUGCGUUGAAGUCAUUGUACUUGUCUAACAACCGGUUUACAGGGGAGAUACCCGCCGAUGCGUUUGAUGGUAUGCAUCAUUUGAAGAAGCUUCUGUUGGCUAACAACGCGUUUCGGGGGAACAUCCCUUCUUCUUUAGCUUCUUUGCCAAUGCUUUUAGAGUUGAGGGUAAAUGGGAAUCAGUUUCAUGGGCAAAUACCUGAUUUUAAACAGAAGGAUCUUAAGUUGGCUAGCUUCGAAAACAAUGACCUCGAGGGACCUAUACCGGGAAGCCUUAGCAACAUGGAUCCUGUCUCCUUUUCAGGGAACAAGAACUUGUGUGGUCCUCCACUAAGCCCAUGUUCGAGUGAUUCGGGAUCUUCUCCGGAUCUCCCUUCUAGUCCCACGGAGAAGAACAAGAACCAAUCUUUCUUCACCAUUGCUAUUGUUCUGAUUGUUAUUGGGAUAAUACUAAUGAUCAUUUCGCUUGUGGUCUGUAUCCUUGAUACCAGAAAACGGAAAUCUUUGUCGGCCUAUCCAUCCGCGGGUCAGGACAGGACAGAGAAAUACAAUUAUGAUCAAUCCACGGACAAGGAUAAAGCCGCAGAUUCUGUAACGAGUUACACUAGUAGGAGGGGAGCAGUACCAGAUCAGAAUAAACUCUUGUUUUUGCAAGAUGACAUUCAAAGAUUUGACCUUCAAGAUCUUCUUAGAGCCUCUGCUGAAGUUCUUGGGAGCGGAAGCUUUGGUGCUUCUUAUAAAACUGGGAUAAAUAGCGGACAGAUGCUGGUCGUGAAGAGGUAUAAACAUAUGAAUAAUGUCGGAAGAGAGGAGUUUCAUGACCAUAUGAGACGGUUAGGAAGAUUGAACCAUCCAAAUCUGUUGCCUAUUGUGGCUUACUAUUACCGCAGAGAAGAGAAGCUCUUGAUCGCUGAGUUCAUGCCAAAUCGUAGCUUGGCAAGCCAUCUUCACGCGAAUCAUUCUGUGGAUCAACCUGGAUUGGAUUGGCCAACAAGGGUAAAGAUUAUACAAGGAGUGGCUAAGGGUUUAGGUUACUUGUUCAACGAGCUAACAACCCUAACAAUCCCUCACGGUCAUCUCAAGUCAUCGAACGUUGUAUUGGACGAAACAUUCGAGCCUCUCUUAACCGAUUAUGCACUAAGACCGGUGAUGAACUCAGAGCAGUCUCACAAUCUAAUGAUCUCAUACAAAUCACCAGAGUUUCCGGAGAAUUAUCUAAGCCAAGGGUACGAUGCUAACAUGAGCCUCGUAACUUGGGUCAGCAACAUGGUUAAGGAGAAGAAAACGGGUGACGUGUUUGACAAGGAAAUGACUGGCAAGAAAAACUGCAAAGCAGAGAUGCUAAACCUUUUGAAAAUCGGGUUGAGUUGUUGCGAAGAAGAUGAAGAAAGGAGGAUGGAGAUGAGAGAUGCUGUGGAGAAGAUAGAGAGGUUAAAGGAAGGAGAAUUUGACAAUGAUUUCGCAUCGACUACACAUAAUGUCUUCGCUUCUCGGUUGAUAGACGACGAUGACUUUGGUUUCGCCAUGAAUCGAUGAUGAAACUGAUCAGUCUUCUCCAGAACAAUGGAAAAAGCAAAACAAUUUGUAAUCUUGAUGCCAAACAAAAAGAAGAAUUUCUUUUUGUUCUUUGUUAUGUAACUUUUUCCAUCCUUAUAAAUCACUCUCUUCGUGUAAUUGUAAAUUCAUUUUGCAGAGUUUUGAAAGUUUAUUCGUUUGAUUGUCCCAUUUCUUACUUCACAAGUACAAGAAUCGAAUCCAUGCAGAAAAAUAAUGAAUUCAUGCUUAG
This is a messenger RNA of Arabidopsis arenosa, 2212 nucleotides long. The record is from the annotation of a GenBank genome assembly. Lineage: Eukaryota; Viridiplantae; Streptophyta; Magnoliopsida; Brassicales; Brassicaceae.